This is a messenger RNA of Rhodamnia argentea, 1426 nucleotides long. Its product is annotated as peptidyl-prolyl cis-trans isomerase CYP21-4. The record is from RefSeq and is a predicted model, not a curated record. Gene Ontology annotation, biological process: protein peptidyl-prolyl isomerization. Bases 198 to 1058 code for a protein of 286 amino acids. NCBI's taxonomy places the organism in Eukaryota, Viridiplantae, Streptophyta, Magnoliopsida, Myrtales, Myrtaceae. The transcript has 8 exons. Gene Ontology annotation, molecular function: peptidyl-prolyl cis-trans isomerase activity.
GAAAGGGAAGAAGGAGAAGAAAAUCGCGAAACAGAGUCGUCUUCGAAGAACCGCUCACUUCCCACCUAAUCUCUGAUUUCUCCUGGCCGAUCGAAUCGACCUGAUCAUCUUCAUCCCCAGUCUAAGCGAAGCGAGAGCCAGCGGCGGCUUGACUUCCUUCGACUGCAGUUCUAGGGUUUGUGGAAAUCUGGACAAGUAUGAACUGGAAUUUGGCACCACCCCAUACUGUUUGUGGACUGUUCCUGUGUUGUGAACUUGUUUAUGCUUUUCCCUGCAAUAUAGUUAGUAGAAUUUGGUGUCUCGCAGUCUUUGUCAACUGGCGCCGGGGUGAAGAGUUCGGUGGGAAUUUGCAUCAAAUGGCGAGGAUAAAACCCCAAACUCUACUUCUUCAGAGUAAAAAGAAGAAGAGCCCUUCUCGCAUCAGUGUUCCUAUGAUGAUUCUGUACUGCUUGUUCAUUGGGUUGGUCGUUUUAUCCUUGGUUGCUACAUAUAGGCACUGGUCAAGAAGGUCUGUGGAACAGACAGGCACUGGCUUAUCAAAUUUUGAGGACACAGAUGCUGCUGUAGAUUCGAAGAAGUACGAUCUUCCUGGUUAUGCUAUUUUGAAUACAUCAAAAGGUGAAAUCAUUGUGGAGCUUUUCAAGGAUGGUGCCCCUGAGAUUGUGGAUAAAUUCCUUGACUUGUGUCAGAAAGGGCACUUCAGAGGCUUGCCUUUCCAUCACGUGAUUAAACAUUAUGUUAUUCAAGGAGGGGAUUCCCAAGGACUUGGAGCUGCAGAAGAUUGGAUUUCCAGAGGAAAGCUUCGUGGCAAGCUUAUGAGUCCUAAGCAUGAGGCUUUUGUGCUUGGUACUUCAAAAAGUAAGCAAGACAGCAAGAAAUUUGCGUUUUUCAUCACAACUGCUCCCAUACCGGAUUUGAAUGACAAGCUUAUUGUCUUUGGACGGGUAAUCAAGGGACAAGAUGUGGUACAGGAAAUUGAAGAGGUGGAUACAGAUGAACGAUAUCGGCCCAAGUCUCAUAUAGUGAUAAUCGACGUAAUUCUCAAACGUGAAAUAUGAAGCUCUAGCCAAGCUGGUGCCUUGUGUUGUUAACAUGUGCUCCUCUUGAGAUUUACUAACCGGGAUACAAGUUUUCUGAGGCAGACCACAUUUCUCAAGACAGUUGUUUUAUCUUCUCCGACAGAUUACUUGCAUUGUUUCCGGGAUCUUUUGGAUUGGUAGCGCUUUUCCUUGUUCUUUUUGUUACUUUACAGGGUGGGGAUGAUUUGUGGUAGGGAUUAGUUUCUCUUUUCAGUAAAAAGUACAUGGAGCUUUGAUUUGUGGAGGGUGCGGGAAUGCAGAGUUAGGUUCAAUAUUACACGAACAAAUAUGCUGUUGCAUCGUUUUGAUUGUAUUGUUAUUAUAUUCUAUGAAGUUGUUAGUUCUUU